This is a messenger RNA of Musa acuminata AAA Group (dessert banana), 4800 nucleotides long. Its product is annotated as formin-like protein 18. The transcript is spliced from 18 exons. Lineage: Eukaryota; Viridiplantae; Streptophyta; Magnoliopsida; Zingiberales; Musaceae. Bases 510 to 4391 code for a protein of 1293 amino acids. The record is from RefSeq and is a predicted model, not a curated record.
CUGCAGCAUAGGCAAAAGGAAGGGAUACGGGCGGGUCGCUGAAUCCCAGAUCUCCUUCUUCCUCCCGACGAUUUUAAUCCACCAACGAUUCCUUCCUCCUAAAAAUGUGAUUAUUAGGUGUUGAUUACUCGCAAAAGAUUAUUAUUAUUAUUAUUAUUAUUUUUUUGUUUUCUCCAUAUCCACAAAAGGAGAGGGAUUAAAGUAAUAGGAGCGGGAGAAAAAAACAAACACAAAAAAAAGGCGCAAGCGAUUCCUUAAAGUUGCAGCAAAAUCCAUGCUCUAUUUCCGAAUCCACACUCCCUCUGCUCCAAAGAUAAGAUUUUGAUGGUGCUUUCCCCCUUUGCCCCUCCCAUCUCUCCAAAUGUUUCCGAGAUCGUCAGGUAGGGGCGAGAGAGAGAGAGAGAGAGAGAGAGCUGCCAUGAGCUCUACCCUUUCGCCUAGGGUUUCUUGAUCUUGCCCGAUUGUUUGGUGGCAUCGGUGUUUCCGUUUGAUUCGGCUGGAUCUUGACGAUGGCGCUGUUUCGGAAGUUCUUUUACCGCAAGCCACCCGAUGGGCUGCUGGAGAUUUCCGAGAGAGUCUAUGUGUUUGACUGCUGCUUCACGACUGAUGUAUCGGAACAAGAUGAAUAUAAGGUCUACAUUGGAGGCAUUGUGGCACAGCUUCGGGACAAUUUCCCUGAUGCCUCCUUCAUGGUGUUUAACUUCCGGGAGGGAGAGACUCAAAGCCAGAUUUCCAGUAUAUUGUCAGAGCAUGACAUGACUGUGAUGGAUUAUCCAAGGCAGUAUGAAGGAUGUCCGCUUCUCACGAUGGAAAUGAUUCACCAUUUCUUGAGGUCAAGCGAGAGUUGGCUCUCACUGGGUCAGCAGAAUCUCUUGUUGAUGCACUGUGAGCGAGGUGGCUGGCCGGUUCUAGCUUUUAUGCUGGCAGCGCUUCUAGUUUACCGCAAGCAGUAUGCAGGCGAACAGCGGACAUUGGACAUGAUCUACAAGCAAGCCCCUCAUGAGCUCCUGCACUUUUUGUCACCACUGAAUCCACUGCCUUCCCAACUGAGAUACUUGCAUUAUAUAUCAAGGAGAAAUGUUGGUGCUCAAUGGCCUCCACUUGAUCGGGCCCUUACUCUGGACUGUAUAAUCCUUAGGUUUAUCCCUGACUUUGAUGGAACAGGUGGGUGCAGGCCAAUAUUUCGAAUUUAUGGACAGGAUCCUUUUAUUGCUUCUGAUCGGACUCCAAAAGUUCUAUUCUCAACACCAAAGAAGGGCAAACUUGUUCGGUUUUACAAGCAGGAAGAUUGUGAACUUGUUAAAAUCGAUAUUCAUUGCCAUAUUCAAGGAGAUGUUGUACUUGAGUGCAUCAGCUUGGAUGAGGAUCUAGAACGUGAAGUGAUGAUGUUCAGGGUGAUGUUCAAUACAGCCUUCAUUAGGUCUAACAUUUUGAUGUUAGAUCGUGAUGCAAUUGAUAUCUUGUGGGAUUCCAAAGAUAGGUUUCUAAAGGAUUUCAGAGUUGAGGUAAUUCUUUCAGAGAUGGAUGCAGCUAAUUCACUAACAUUGUUAGAAUUUACAAGUGGUGAGGAAAAAGAGGGACUUCCAGUUGAAGCAUUUGCCAAAGUACAAGAAAUGUUCAACAAUUUGGAUUGGCUAGAAACAAAAGCGGAUGCUGCGACGAAGGUUCUUCAGCAGAUAACUUCAUCAAAGAAUUUGCAAGAGAAGUUGGAUGCAGUUUCUCCACAGAAAUUAGAAGCUGAUGUUAUGCUAACAAAGUCAAGUACUGAUGUCCUUCAUGAGAAAGUCCAAUCUGGUGAAACCAAUGAUAGAAACAAGAAACCAUUACCCUCUUCUCCUAAGAAUCUGCCUUUUCCACUUAAUAGAAGUUCUGAUUCAGUUACAAAGAACCAAAAUACUGAACUUCAUGGUCUGCAGAUCUCAUCACAUCAACCUUCCCAGAUUAAAAUAAUAUCCCAACGAAUCCCAGCAUCUCGAUCGACUCCUGUGUUUUCUUCUAAUUCUCUGUCAGGUUCCCAUGUAACUGUUUCAAGAUAUCAUAGUGCACCUUCAGCUCUUGGAAUUAUGGCUCUGCUGCAUGACCAUGCUGAACCUGAUAGCUCUGAAGUUACUCACUCAACAAAGUUAGCUUCAUCCCUUUCAACCAGUUCAGCUUUUGGAUCCAAUAUUUCUUUGGAAACAGCACAUGGCCUGUCAUCAUCAGGAUCGCAAUUGACAUCUUCAGCUAGCUACGGAAAAAAAACUUCGCCAGUUCCUGCUGGUAUAUGUCCUCCUCCUCCUCCUCCACCACCACCACCACCACCAUUGCCACCAUCACCACCACCAUCAUUGCCGCCGCCACCACCACCACCACCACGGUUGCCGCCAACACCAUCACUGCCACCGCCACCUCCUCCUCGUCCUGCUGCUACAACUGAUGCAGAAACAACUCUCAAACCACCAGCACCACUGGAACCUCAAUCUAGGACAAUUGGAAGCUCAAUUCCAGAAGUCCCUUCAUCACCUGCUUGGAAGUUUUCAACUUCAGCAUCACAUACUUUCAUCCCUUCCCUACCUUCUCAUUGUGGAAUUCCUUCACAGUCUAAUGAUAAAUCAAUUUCAAUUCCUCCUCCACCUCCUCCUCCCUUUAAAGGAACAUCACUGGCCCCUACCUCUGCUUACUUGGAAAAACCUGCUUCUGCUACAGAUGCAUGUCAGGCACUCUCAAGUAGCAUAACAAGCAAGUCAGUACCUAGUCCCCCUCCACCACCCUCGAUGCCCUCCCUCAGUCCUCAUACUAACCUUCUGCCCUUGAGAAAAACAGAUGAUACAGCUGUUAUUCCUCCCCCUCCACCUCCUCCAUGCCCUUCUCCUGGUACUGGUCCUGUAUCUGCAACUCGAGCGCCACCUCCACCUCCACCACCUCAGAUUUCAUCAAAACAUUCUGGUGAUAUUACUACCAAAUCAUCAUCUGCGCCGCCUGUACCACCUCCUCCACUACCUCCAAGUUCCAUGAAGAACGUUACUGCUCUUAACUCUUCUGGAGGCAGGGGAACUGCCUCUGAGGUUAUACCUCCACCGCCCCUGAAUGGCAUGAGCUCUCUAUCAGGUGGGAGAGGACGCGGUUUGGCACGGAUGACAAAUUCUAGGAAUAUGCAGCUUAAUCAAUUAUCAUCCAAAAAGGCUAAUUUAAAGCCAUUGCAUUGGAUUAAAGUAACAAGAGCAGUGCAAGGAAGCCUAUGGGCUGAGUCGCAAAAUCUUGAUGAAUUCUCGAAGGCUCCUGAGUUUGACAUGUCUGAACUAGAGAGUCUCUUUUCAGCAGUAGUUCCAAACUCUGACCAUCGAGGUUCAGGUUCCAAGUCAAGUGGGCGUUCCAUGGGUCCAAAAUCUGAGAAAGUUCACCUGAUUGAUCUUAGACGAGCUAAUAAUUGCGAAAUCAUGCUUACAAAGGUUAAGAUGCCACUAAAUGAUCUAAUGAGUUCAGUACUUGCCCUAGAUGAUUCCAUGCUAGAUGUUGAUCAGAUUGAUAACCUCAUAAAGUUUUGCCCAACAAAGGAGGAAAUGGAACUACUCAAGGGAUACAAUGGAGAUAAAGAAAACUUAGGGAAAUGUGAGCAGUAUUUCUUGGAGCUAAUGAAAGUUCCGCGAGUGGAAUCCAAGCUAAGAGUUUUCUCUUUCAAAAUCCAGUUCCGAUCCCAGGUUGCUGACCUCAAGGGUAACCUGAACAUUGUCAAUUCGACUGCACAAGAGAUCAGAAGUUCGGUUAAAUUGAAAAGAAUCAUGCAGACGAUUCUUUCUUUGGGAAAUGCAUUAAACCAAGGAACUGCCAGGGGUUCUGCUGUUGGAUUCAGGUUGGAUAGCCUUCUGAAACUUUCUGAUACACGUGCACGUAACAAUAAGAUGACUCUCAUGCAUUACUUAUGCAAGGUUAUUGCAGACAAACUUCCUGAGCUUCUUGAUUUUCCUAAAGAUCUUGUUAGCUUGGACGUUGCAGCUAAGAUACAAUUGAAAACUUUGGCAGAAGAAAUGCAAGCAAUAAGCAAAGGCCUUGAGAAGGUUGAACAGGAAUUAACAGCAUCUGAAAAUGAUGGCCCUGUCUCACAAACUUUCUGUAAGACCUUGAAGGAGUUUCUUGUUGUUUCUGAAGCUGAAGUUAGGGCCCUAACUUCACUUUAUUCCAAUGUGGGUAGAAAUGCUGAUGCAUUAACCCUUUAUUUUGGAGAAGAUCCUGCCAGGUGUCCAUUUGAACAAGUCGUCUCAACACUUCUCAACUUUGUUAAGAUGUUUGCACGUGCCCAUGAAGAGAACUGCAAACAGCUAGAGUUGGAGAAGAAAAAGGCACGUAAAGAAGCGGAACAAGAAAAAGUGAAGAACAGUCAUACAAAGAAAGAGCCACAGAGUAUACCACCAUAACUGAUGUCACCAACGCCUCUGACCAUUAGAUUAUGCAAGAAUUCUUCUCUAUCAUAUGCAAGGAACCAAUGGUAGCAGAUAGAGAAGAUCCUAACGGGACAUAUCCUAUUAUAGAGUAUAGCAAAGGGAAACACCUUAGUCGAUAUUGAUAACUCCAGAACAAGAAGCUUUCAAGAAGGUCCUUAUUAUUGAUACGCUUGCCAUAAGGAGAGAGGAGCUUGGAAACACAACUGGGGGGGGCUUUGUACAGAUGACUAACCCAAACCCAUCUACCUGUAUGAAUACUCUGUAGAGGUUUUUGUUUUUGUUUGUUACAGUCUGAUUACGUGAUGUUCACUUAUCAAGAUGUAUAUUCUUUCUUGUUUUUUUUCAUAGAUGAUGAUGAUAUAAAAGGAGAAAUUUUGGUUGA